GAGCCUCCGACUACACAGGAGCCUCGACUCCACAGGCGAGCCUCGAGUACACAGAGCGACUGUGUGGUGCUGCUGCUUGGUUUCUUCCUUGCUUCAUCCCCCUAUCGCUUUCCAUCGCACAUCAGUUUCCUCCUACUGUCAAUCCGCCCUCUCACCGCCCUGCCCCCCUCACUGUCCUGCCUCUUUCACUGCCCUGCCCUUCUCACCGCCCCUGCGUGCAGAAACUACGGCUCUACCGUGGCCUGCCCUGCCAGCAGCUCCCAGCCUUCUCACAGCCCCUGCCCUCCCACUUCCUUGCCCUCUCUCUCACUUCCUCCCACUUCCUGAUCUCUCACUCCCUUGCCCUCCCUCUCACCGCCCCUGCGUGCAGCAACUACGACUCUACCGUGGCGUGCCCUGCCAAAAACACCUCGUGUGUGGUGGAGCAGAGAGACGGCAGCGAGUUCUGCACCGCCUGUGCUGCCUUCUGCAACUCCUGCAUCCCUCCCGCCCCUGCGUCCGAUGCCCCACCAUCCAUUGCCCAACCAUCCGAGGCACUCCCAUCCGAGGCACUCCCAUCCGAGGCAACCCCAUCCCAAGCAUCCCCGUCAGAAGCAUCCCCAUCUGAGCCUCCGAUCUCUCCUCCCAUCCCUGCAUCUCCCUCCGAGUCUUCCCCUUCCCCUCCUCCUUCCCCUCCUACUCCUGUUGAGCCUCCUCCAUCCAACCCCGACGGCAGCAGCAGCAGCACCACCACCAUCACCAACACCAACAACAACAAUGCCAACGCCAGCGCCAAUGCUUCCUCCUCCAGCUCGGGGCUGUCCACAGGAGCCAUCGUGGGCAUCGUGGUGGGCGUGCUGCUGCUGGUCGUUGGUGUCGUGGCCGCUGUCUUCAUCGUCAUUCAGUGCGGCAACAGGUCUAAAGGAGCCAUUGUGGGCAUCGUGGUGGGCAUCGUUCUGCUCAUCGUUGGCGUUGUUGCUGCUGCCUUCAUCGUCAUUCAGUGCAGCAACAGGUCCAAAGAUCCUGAAAUUCCCCUCCGUUAUUCCUCUCCGUUAUUCCUCUCCGUUAUUCCUCUCCGUUAUUCCUCUCCGUUAUUCCUCUCCGUUAUUCCUCUCCGUUAUUCCUCUCCGUUAUUCCUCUCCGUUAUUCCUCUCCGUUAUUCCUCUCCGUUAUUCCUCUCCGUUAUUCCUCUCCGUUAUUCCUCUCCGUUAUUCCUCUCCGUUAUUCCUCUUCGUUAUUCCUCUCCGUUAUUCCUCUCCGUUAUUCCUCUCCGUUAUUCCUCUCCGUUAUUCCUCUACGUUAUUCCUCUCCGUUAUUCCUCUCCAUUAUUCCUCUCCGUUAUUCCUCCCCGUUAUUCCUCCCCGUUAUUCCUCCCCGUUAUUCCUCCCCGUUAUUCCUCUCCGUUAUUCCUCUCCGUUAUUCCUCUCCGUUAUUCCUCUCCGUUAUUCCUCUCCGUUAUUCCUCUCCGUUAUUCCUCCCCGUUAUUCCUCCCCGUUAUUCCUCCCCGUUAUUCCUCCCCGUUAUUCCUCUCCGUUAUUCCUCUCCGUUAUUCCUCUCCGUUAUUCCUCUCCGUUAUUCCUCUUCGUUAUUCCUCUCCGUUAUUCCUCUCCGUUAUUCCUCUCCGUUAUUCCUCUCCGUUAUUCCUCUACGUUAUUCCUCUCCGUUAUUCCUCUCCAUUAUUCCUCUCCGUUAUUCCUCCCCGUUAUUCCUCCCCGUUAUUCCUCCCCGUUAUUCCUCCCCGUUAUUCCUCUCCGUUAUUCCUCUCCGUUAUUCCUCUCCGUUAUUCCUCUCCGUUAUUCCUCUCCGUUAUUCCUCUCCGUUAUUCCUCUCCGUUAUUCCUCUCCGUUAUUCCUCUCCGUUAUUCCUCUCCGUUAUUCCUCUCCGUUAUUCCUCUCCGUUAUUCCUCUCCGUUAUUCCUCUCCGUUAUUCCUCUCCGUUAUUCCUCUCCGUUAUUCCUCUCCGUUAUUCCUCUCCGUUAUUCCUCUCCGUUAUUCCUCUUCGUUAUUCCUCUCCGUUAUUCCUCUCCGUUAUUCCUCUCCGUUAUUCCUCUCCGUUAUUCCUCUCCGUUAUUCCUCUCCGUUAUUCCUCUCCGUUAUUCCUCUCCGUUAUUCCUCCCCGUUAUUCCUCCCCGUUAUUCCUCCCCGUUAUUCCUCCCCGUUAUUCCUCUCCGUUAUUCCUCUCCGUUAUUCCUCUCCGUUAUUCCUCUCCGUUAUUCCUCUCCGUUAUUCCUCUCCGUUAUUCCUCUCCGUUAUUCCUCUCCGUUAUUCCUCUCCGUUAUUCCUCUUCGUUAUUCCUCUCCGUUAUUCCUCUCCGUUAUUCCUCUCCGUUAUUCCUCUCCGUUAUUCCUCUACGUUAUUCCUCUCCGUUAUUCCUCUCCAUUAUUCCUCUCCGUUAUUCCUCCCCGUUAUUCCUCCCCGUUAUUCCUCCCCGUUAUUCCUCCCCGUUAUUCCUCUCCGUUAUUCCUCUCCGUUAUUCCUCUCCGUUAUUCCUCUCCGUUAUUCCUCUCCGUUAUUCCUCUCCGUUAUUCCUCUCCGUUAUUCCUCUCCGUUAUUCCUCUCCGUUAUUCCUCUCCGUUAUUCCUCUCCGUUAUUCCUCUCCAGGUGGAGGUAGAAUACACGACUCAAGCUGCGGGGGCAUACGCAGGGGAUAACCAGUACAACAAGCCGCCUCAGGAUGCUUAUGCUGGUUACCAGCCUGGUGCUGCUGGCCAGGUGUAG
Molecule: messenger RNA, 2696 nt
Organism: Closterium sp. Naga37s-1
Lineage: Eukaryota; Viridiplantae; Streptophyta; Zygnematophyceae; Desmidiales; Closteriaceae
Source: the annotation of a GenBank genome assembly